AUGAAAUUGUUGUUUACAAUAAUGUACCUUUUUUUUUUUUUUUUUUUUAAAUUUGGAUUAUGUGAUAAAUCCGAUUCAAUGAAUAAAUUUUAUUUUAAUGACAUUAAAAGCACAAAAGAUCAAAUGAUUGCAGGUUCAAAAGCUUUAUAUCCAUUAAUGAAAGAUCUUGAAGAAAAUGAUGAUUACUCUAAUAUAGACAACACGUAUGAUGAAAUAUCAUUUCCUAAUCCUUUCGUUCAGCCUGAAGAAUGUGUUUUAUCUUUAGGAAUAAGUCAUUCAUGGUUGUGUGAUCCUUCUCGUUUUUUAAAUAUAGAUGAACAAUUAAAUGUUGAAGCAACUUUACUUAAAAUAAGGGAUACAAAUUUUCAUAAAUGUUCAAAUAAUGGAAUUUAUUAUUAUCAAGUCUCUGUAGCAUUAGUACCUCAAAUACUUAUAGAUAAAAAUAGUUCAUAUGAAAAAUCUGCUCAAAAGUUUUCUCAGAAUUUACUAAGAAAAUGGGGAAUAGGUAAUAAAGAAUGUCAUGAUGGUAUUUUAUUAGUUUAUAUAAAACAAUUAGGUAAAUUCAUUGUAGCUAAAAGGGAAGGUGUUGAAGAUCAGUAUAUAAAUGAAAAUGAAAUUAGAAUGCAUUUUAUUAAUACUUAUUUUGCUACAGGAUCUCUUAGUAAAGCAUUAAUUGAAUCAUUAAAUUUUAUUAAUAAAAAAUUACCUUCAAAACCUCAAGAAUUAACUAACACAGCAAAAAUGUUUUUACUAUUAAUUCUUUUCUAUAUUGUGUCUAUCAUUAUUUUAUAUAUUACUACUGUUACAUAUAGUAAAAAUAUAUAA
Plasmodium relictum is the source of this 825-nucleotide messenger RNA. Its product is annotated as conserved Plasmodium protein, unknown function. The transcript has 6 exons. NCBI's taxonomy places the organism in Eukaryota, Apicomplexa, Aconoidasida, Haemosporida, Plasmodiidae. The coding region runs from base 1 to 825 and encodes 274 amino acids. The record is from RefSeq and is a predicted model, not a curated record. Gene Ontology annotation, cellular component: acetylcholine-gated channel complex.